Messenger RNA from Talaromyces stipitatus ATCC 10500, 1390 nucleotides. RefSeq lists its product as uncharacterized. The record is from RefSeq and is a predicted model, not a curated record. Gene Ontology annotation, cellular component: membrane. Lineage: Eukaryota; Fungi; Ascomycota; Eurotiomycetes; Eurotiales; Trichocomaceae. The transcript has 2 exons. Bases 157 to 1203 code for a protein of 348 amino acids.
GACCUUGAAAGAACACUCACCUACAAGCUCGUUGUCACUUUGUUCUGAGUAUUCAUAUUUUCGCCGGGCACUUCAUUCCACCAAGCAACAUAUUUAUGACCAGAUCGCCGACGUCUAGAGGCGCCUCCUCCUGAGGCAACGACACCGCCUCAAACCAUGGAAGCUCCAGCUGCGACAACCUUCGCCUCCGCGACUACACUGGUCGGAACACAAUUACCGUCUCCCACUGUUACCGGACUUGGAGCCUUCGUGUCUGCGAAUACAAUGAGUAGUCCCAAUUCGCCUCAAAACGGCGAGUGUCAGCUUCUGGGCCCGUUCUCCCUUCUUAUCCAGGCCGCCUUGGGAGGGUUGGCCCUGUUGUCUCUGGUCUACAAGCGCUAUCGCGAAAGACCUCAACGGCCACUGAAGAUAUGGGCGUUUGACGUUUCAAAACAAGUGUUCGGGUCGGUGAUGUUGCAUUUGGCGAAUCUUGUCUUGUCCAUGUUUUCUGCAGGCCAUUUUGAGAUUCGACAGCAGUACCAGCCUAAUCCAUGCUCGUUUUAUCUGCUCAACCUGGGGAUAGAUACAACCUUGGGUAUUCCAAUUCUCUAUCUAGCCCUCCGCAUCAUUAACCGUCUUGCGCACUACACACCGUUAGCACGACCCCCCGAAUCGAUCGAAUCAGGCAACUAUGGACAACCUCCAAGGAUCAUGUGGUGGCUCAAACAAUCGAUUCUUUACUUUAUCGGUCUUCUAUGGAUGAAGCUAUGCGUCUUUGUUUUGAUCCAAGUAUUCCCUGUCAUCGUCAAAAUCGGGGAUUGGGCGCUGCGCUGGACGGAGGGAAAUACGGCUCUUCAGAUUAUUUUCGUGAUGCUUCUGUUCCCGUUGAUUAUGAACGCUAUUCAAUAUUAUAUCGUGGAUACUUUUAUCAAGAGGAAGGUCGUGGCAGAUAUCGACAUGGAACCGUUCGAGGACGAGCAUCGGAACGAACUGUCGAAUGAUAACCGUGAUUCGCAUGGGGCUCUUUUGGAGGCUGGUAGCCAGAGCGAUGAUGAAUCCGACUUGGAAGAUGGAAUUGCUGUUAGAGAUAUAAAGCCAUUGUCUCGUGCUGGAUCCGAUGUUCGUGUCGCGACUACCGAAUAUGACCCCGCGGUGGACUGCAGUGACUUGUUGACUGAAUCAUCUUCCAAAACAAGCAUUCCCAAGGGUCCUUCUCGGUCUUGAUGAUUAUAUUUAUGUGCCUCUAUGGUUAUAUGUAUAUGAUAUGCUACGCUUGAUGUGAUUAUUCCCAAGUCGUUGGCGUUCUUCACUGUCUGUUUAUGAUUCAUGAGACAUACAUACACGAAUGAGCAUGAAACUUAGCACAUACAAUACUUUUGCCUAUAUUUGCAAGUCAUCAUAUGGAAAAAGA